AUAUGACUGUGGAGUCAUUGCCACUUCAUAUGGACCCCUGCUUUUUCCUGGGAAAGGUGUGUUUCUCUGCCACUGGAGUUGGAAAAGGGCAAAAUACCAGCAUCCACAUGGACACUGUUAUGAAAAACCACCAUUUUGCUCCACCUUCUCUCUUCCAUGACAUGGAAGUAGAAUGCUUCCAAUCCUCAGUGGCCCAGAGCCUUAUUUCAAUCCUGCCAAUCUGUGCUGGUUAUGUUCCAGGUCUGUCUGGCCUGAACUUGCUGUCUGUGAUGAAAAUCUCCACAAAAUUAUCACUGCAAGAGAUCUGA
Molecule: messenger RNA, 308 nt
Organism: Monodelphis domestica (gray short-tailed opossum)
Lineage: Eukaryota; Metazoa; Chordata; Mammalia; Didelphimorphia; Didelphidae
Gene: CENPM
Product: centromere protein M
Source: RefSeq, a predicted model, not a curated record